This is a messenger RNA of Leguminivora glycinivorella, 1447 nucleotides long. RefSeq lists its product as uncharacterized. The transcript is spliced from 9 exons. Lineage: Eukaryota; Metazoa; Arthropoda; Insecta; Lepidoptera; Tortricidae. The record is from RefSeq and is a predicted model, not a curated record. Gene Ontology annotation, biological process: nucleocytoplasmic transport; activation of GTPase activity. Gene Ontology annotation, molecular function: GTPase activator activity; small GTPase binding. Gene Ontology annotation, cellular component: perinuclear region of cytoplasm; nucleus; cytosol. Bases 1 to 678 code for a protein of 225 amino acids.
AUGAAGUUGCAAGAAAGUAUUAACGUAAAUACUUAUUUAACUUACAAGCCGCCGUACAAUAUUGAACCAGAUAGAAAAAUAGUGUCAGAAUCUUUUGACUGGGAUUCUAAUCAUCCAAAAACACUUGCAGUAAUCUGUAUUCAAAAACUAAGUGAAAAUUGGAGGGGAUAUCCAAAGUUAGAGCAUUUUACUGCGAAAGAUAAGGACUUAUUCUUACAAAUAUUGGACACUCAAGUACCUCUGCAAAUCCUGGUAGAUAACAUUAAAAACGAUAUAUUUUGGAAAAGGUGUUAUAAAUCGCGAUGGACCGAUUCACCAUUAAUAACAAAUGAAAAAAGGAUUACUAGAAGUGAUAUGAAUUGUAAAAGGGUUAAAUAUAUUUUACGAGGAUUAUCUGAUAGUCAAAAUUUGGAAACUUUGGACUUUAGUCAUUGCAAAAUAUCAGAUGAAGGGGCCGCUUCAAUAGCCAAGUUUAUAUUGCGCCAUGAAAAUUUACGAAGCCUUAUUUUAGCCGAUAAUGUAUUUGGUCCAUCAGGAAUAGAAAGUAUAGCACAUGCACUGAAUCAUGUUACAUGCAGCAUUCGAAAUUUAGAUUUAAGAUUAAACACCAGGCUUGGAUCGGAAGGCAUAGCUCACAUCGCAGUAACUAUUGCCAGAGGGUGCAAUUUAACAUCGUAAAGUUGAAUAUAUCGGGAUGUGGUAUUAAUGCAAUGCCCCUAACCAAAGCACCAGCUGGGGUUUGGUCUACAACGAGUGCUGAUAGUCCUCCAACUUGUGGCGAACUUUUAGCUAGAGCUAUUGGCUUAGCUAAAACACCUUUACGAGCCUUGGAUAUAAGUGUGAACGAUAUUGGUUCCCCCAGUGAUCAUAGUUUGUCGAAUGCCAUUUGCCUAAGUUACUUGAUAGAUGUUAAUCUCAAAAGAUCUGGAAUGUCAUCAAUGGCGAUGGCUAUAGGUGAAUCUGCUGCUGCAGCACAAAGAUUAAGGAGAGAAGCAGAAAAGGGAAUAAGAUUUAGAAGAAGUGCCGGAAGAGUUUUACAAGCUCGAAGAGUAGCUAAAGGGAUGAAUAUAGAUGCCGAUCCAAUUCUGUUAGCGCAGCAACUCUCAGCUCGUCCUUCUAUAGUAUCGGUUACAUCAGAGGAUGGCAUUUAUUGUAUGCAAACACAACCAUUACCUGCCGAUUUUAGCUUCGUUCCUAUGAUAAAGAGUCCAUUACCAUCAUCCAGAACUUCAUCAAUUACUGGUCCUCCGACGUCCAGACGGUCCAGUCAUCAUAUGAUUAUGGAACCAGUAAAAGAAAUGCGGCGCAGUGCAUUAGUUCGUCGAGGUUCAGAUGGAUCUUUGUUGCAGCCACGCAACGAAAGCGGUCCACGACACAUAAAAAUAUUUGUUUCAAAUGAGUUGGUUAGCUCAGAACAUUAUUAAUACAGUCUUUACGUAUUUCUAUU